Molecule: messenger RNA, 3352 nt
Organism: Rhodamnia argentea
Lineage: Eukaryota; Viridiplantae; Streptophyta; Magnoliopsida; Myrtales; Myrtaceae
Product: autophagy-related protein 9
Exons: 11
Coding region: 527-3139 (870 amino acids)
Biological process (GO): protein localization to phagophore assembly site; autophagy of mitochondrion
Cellular component (GO): autophagosome; phagophore assembly site
Source: RefSeq, a predicted model, not a curated record
CAUCCUUUUGUUCCUCUGCUGCAUCUUCUGAUUUUUUCUCAGUUUAAUUAUUCGUCCGAAAAAUUCCGCUUCGUUCCACGCAACCGUGCCUCUGCCCCCUUCCCCUUCGGUCUGUCUCGUCUUCUUCCUCCGUCUCCCUUCUUCUUCGAUCAAAUCCGAUUCAGUUUCUUGCUUCGAUCCCCCUCGAAUCCAGCCUCAGUCCCCCUUUUGUCUGCCGUGUUUUUGAUUGAUUUGGACUUGCCUUUUUGCCGGUGAUCUUCGAGGGGGUUUUCGGCUCUUGGGCAUUCGCUAGAAUCUCAGCUGAAACCGACCUCUGGGUUCGUCGACUUCGAUUGACUGGGAAAGGACUAGUCUUUUGUGGGUUCACAGGAUGUGAUUGUGUUCGAGGGUCCUGCUGUUGGAGGAUAUUGUGAUUUCUUGUUCCAUCAAAUUUCUAUUGCAUGUUGGCCAAGACCCUUAUCUCAACCAUCUGAUUCGUUUGGGGAAUGGAUUGGCUGUGUUUGCCUACUGGUAGUGCUUGUUAAUAAUGUUCGGUAGUCGAAAGGGCGGAAAUGCUCUGGGCAGAUUUAAAUUGAAGUGGCAGCGUGAAUCUUCUCUUACUACAGGCUUGCUUGAGGAUGUGCCUCCUGAGAUUGAAUUGUCUGAAUAUGGAAGAGUGCCGAGUCCUGGCAGUGAGAGUCCAUCAGCCCUUUUGAAUGGAGAAAGUCGGAAUUUGGAACCAAUUACUGAUUUAGACCUGUUUUUCGAGAGACUUUACAGUUACUACUGUGAAAAAGGCCUCUGGUGCAUCAUCAUAAAAUGGAUAGUUGAGCUCUUGAGCUUGGGCUUUACGAUAUGUUUCUCAGGAUUUUUCCUAUUAUUUGUCGAUUGGAAUGGACUUCGGAAUGCCAAGUGUGGGAUGGAUGCUGUGGAAUCCGGAAUUAAGCCCUGUGAUCUAGCUAAGGAAGCUCUGCACGAACACCCGUUAACUCCAUUAACGGUUUCUAAAGCUGUAAUUGUUGGAUAUCUAGGAAUAUUUUCCAUCUAUUGGAUUUUCUGCUUUUUACGGUUUUUUGCUCAACUUAAAGACAUCCUUGCGACCCGCCAUUUCUAUUAUGACAGCCUUCAUGUCACGGACAAUGAACUUCAGACCAUCCCUUGGGCAACUAUUCUUGAGAAAGUUGUCCAGUUGCAGAAUUCUCAACAACUGUGCAUUGUUAAGUAUCUUUCUGCUCAUGACAUCGUGAUGCGACUAAUGCGGAAGGAGAACUACUUGAUUGGAAUGCUCAAUAAAGGAGUCCUUUCUUUCCCAAUCUCUAUGUGGGUUCCGGGUGCAGGUCCGGUUGUCAAAAUAGGCACGGGCCUUGUACAACAUCGUCUUAUCCUCACUAAGACCCUUGAAUGGACCUUGAAUUGGUGUAUUCUCCAGAGCAUGUUCGACAGAAACUUUUGUGUUAAAAGGGACUUUAUCUCUGCCCCUACGACACUAAAGAGGAGGCUGAUGCUAGUUGGGCUUGUGAUGCUCCUUCUUUCUCCUUUCCUUGUCAUAUUCAUGCUGGUCUACCUCUUUCUGAGGCACGCUGAGCAGUUCUACAAUCAUCCAAGCACGGCAUCAUCACGGAGAUGGUCAAAUUUGUCUAAAUGGAUUUUUAGGGAGUACAAUGAGGUUGACCAUUUGUUCAAGCAUCGGAUAAAUAGCAGCAUAAUACAUGCUUCUGAUUAUCUAAGACAAUUCCCAUGUCCUAUAAUUUCGAUCAUCGCAAAAUUUAUUUCCUUUGUGUCUGGUGGAUUUGCUGCUGUUCUCCUGAUAAUUGCAUUUCUUGAAGAGUCUCUGCUGGAGGGCCAUAUAUUUGGACGCAAUUUAUUAUGGUAUGCUGCUGUUUUUGGCACAAUUACUGCUAUUAGCCGUGCUGCAAUUGCAGAUGAGCUUCUGGUUCUUGAUCCAGAGGGAACGAUGGCUAUGGUGGUCCAGCAUACUCAUUACAUGCCAAAAAGAUGGCGUGGAAAAGAAAAUACCGAGGUAGUUAGGUUAGAGUUUGCAACCCUUUUCCAGUAUACUGGAAUGAUGUUACUGGAAGAGAUGGCUUCGAUAUUCCUAACUCCAUAUUUACUUCUGUUCAUUGUCCCAAAGCGCGUGGAUGACAUCUUGCAGUUUAUUGCUGAUUUCACAGUUCAUGUUGAAGGUGUUGGUCACGUUUGCAGUUUUAGUGUGUUUGAUUUUCAAAACCAUGGAAAUACCAAUUAUGGCUCGCCAGACAACGCGCCUCGCACUAAGAGGAGCUCUCAGGGUAAAAUGGAGAAAUCAUUUUUGAGCUUCCAAAGCAGCUAUCCUUCGUGGGAGCCUGAUACCAAGGGGAAGCAGUUCAUUUCGAAUCUCAGAACCUUCAGGGACCGGAUGUGGCGAGGAGAGGAGGCCCGACAUGCUAAUUCGCCUAACCGGACGUGGCGAGCGAACCCCUAUGUCGGAAUACAUGGAGGAGACAGGAACAGCUUUGUCUCCAGGGAAAUGCCGUACGCAUUGACAGGUUAUGGCUUCAAUUUGGGCUGUCACUGGUUGAUUGACGAAGACCAGAGGAACCAUCCAUAUAUUCUUGAUUGCUAUUACAUCCUCCAUCGGUGCAGCACAAGCUUUGCCGGGUUUGGCGAAGAUGGCCCUGCAGUCACUUCUGAGGUGCGCUUGCAGAUGCCUGGAGAUAUCUGGGCCCCGUUUAGCUUCGGGCGGCAUGAGGGUAGACAGGAACACAGCUGGGAGCAUCAUGAUUACGGAGGCCGAUCAAAUUCCCAUCUCGGGGCGUCCACCUCCACUCCUCUAUUUCGAGAAAGCGUGUUUAAUCCUCAUGACUCUGGAAACAACUCAGGGCCCAACGUUAGGAGUCACUGGUGGGCCAGAAGUGGCCCACACGAUACUCAGGUUCAGGCGAGUUUUAUAGAUCCUCCCGAUUUCCACCGUUAUGUGCAUGACAAUCAUCAGGAUGGUUACUCAGACCGAAGUUUGGAUCUGGAGGAAGGCUUGGACUGGAGGAUACCUCGUAGGUUGGACCGCACGACUUACGGGGAUGACUUCGAGGAAGCAGGAGAUGUCAGUCUUCAUUUUGAUGACAUUUAUAGCAGACCUCCCGAUACUCCACCGGGGAACUUAGAGCGGACGAGUUUUAUGUGAAGCUUUUCCAUACCCGGUGGGGGUAGUUAUUCAACUGUGAAUAGAUGUGGGUUUCCACAAUGUAUUGACAUUUACUUCGACGGCAGGAGUCUUCUAUUCUUUGCUGUACAUACCAUUCUGAAUUUCCUCCACUUGAUUUUAGGAGAAGGUGGAUGACUGUCCGAGGAGAAGGGAAAACCCAUAUCAGUUGACCGUAUGAAUAUUUGAUAGCUA